GCAUCGAGAUGUUGAUCGGACAAAUUGCCUUUUUGCUGCUCGCUUGCAGUUAUGCGGUCUAUGGACGUCAGGAUACACCCAGUGGAAAGAGCCUUUCGUGCCAACAAAAUGGGGGAUAUUGUCAAACUCAUUGGGAAUGCUGCUCUGGAAAAUGUAUGACCUAUCAAUAUGUUUGCGCUGCCCUUGCAGCUCCACCUACUUAUCAGACUGAAAAACCCUCACAAUCUCUAUGUCAACGCAACUGGCACUAUUGUGAACAUGAUGGUGACUGUUGUUCUGCGAAAUGUAUUCCAUUCUAUAAUAUUUGUGCUGCAGGAAAUUCAUAUCCCUUUCCCUACAUAAAUCCAAACUCUUUGCAACAGAAUUCACUAAUCAAUUCGCCUAAAGACGAGUUGCAGAUUGUCACUUUAGCCACUGAAAACAAAAUCAGCACCAAUCCCAGACCAAGCCCCAGCCCCAGCGACAGCAAAGAGAAAGCAACUAGUUUAUAUGAGAUUGUUGUUAACAAGCCGGCAACAACAGCCAAGCCCAGGCAAUGUCAUCAAAUUGGCGAAGAGUGCUAUACAAGUGACCAGUGCUGUAGUCAACGAUGCCUAUUCUAUUCACAUAAAUGCGUACACUGAACUGAAUGACUUGAAUCCCUAAUCUAUGUUUAUAAUAUAUUUACUUUGGUUUAAUCACAUAUAUUUCAAAUUAAAACCAAAUUUCUUUCUUACAAUUGACUGUGUUUACAAAAUAAAUAUAUAUACAUAUUUAAAAUUUAAA
Messenger RNA from Drosophila willistoni, 765 nucleotides. RefSeq lists its product as uncharacterized. The record is from RefSeq and is a predicted model, not a curated record. The coding region runs from base 9 to 623 and encodes 204 amino acids. The transcript has 4 exons. NCBI's taxonomy places the organism in Eukaryota, Metazoa, Arthropoda, Insecta, Diptera, Drosophilidae.